AUGAAACCUGGAACCUCCCGUCCAUCACGCCUCAGACUCAGAGACUCAGACAAGCCCCGACCUCACUCACCACCUCCCUCACUCAGCGCCACCCCUUCUCCAACUCUGCCCCCCCAUCCAUCCCUCAUCAAUGGCGCGCCGCCCACUUCCAAGCUUGUCCAACCUCACCCGCCGUCCGCCGGCGCUCACCCUCCACCUGUCCCCGCCCGCCCACUCGCCAAACGAGGGAAUCGGAGGUGCCUUGGCUGCACUGGUGUGCCCAGAGCUGCACGCAACGGCGGGUGCAGCCAGCUGGAUGCAGCUACGACAUGGAGCGCAAAGGUGAAGAAGCUGUCAGCGAGGUACGCCCUCUCCCAGCAAGCGUGA
This is a messenger RNA of Purpureocillium lilacinum, 366 nucleotides long. The record is from RefSeq and is a predicted model, not a curated record. NCBI's taxonomy places the organism in Eukaryota, Fungi, Ascomycota, Sordariomycetes, Hypocreales, Ophiocordycipitaceae.